This is a messenger RNA of Peronospora matthiolae, 336 nucleotides long. Lineage: Eukaryota; Oomycota; Peronosporomycetes; Peronosporales; Peronosporaceae. The record is from the annotation of a GenBank genome assembly.
AUGGAUGGAAAGUCGGACGUUGAGGUUCACAAGUACCACGUCCGACAAGUUCUUACAAUCAUGCGAAAGCAUCAAUUGUAUGCAAACCUCAAGAAGUGUAUAUUUGCAGCAAGCGAAAUACCACUUCUUGGGUGCAUCGUUGGUAAGAACGGUGUACGUCCUGAUCCCGAAAAGAUCAAGGCGAUCACCGACUGGCCCGUGCCGGUCGAUGUCAAAGGUCUUCGAAAAUUCCUUGGGCUAGCGGCGUAUUUGCAUAAGUAUUCACGCAAUUACGCCGAGAUGACUGUACACCUCUCGUUUGUUGAAAAAGAACGAGAGGUGGUUAUGGAACGCUGA